CGACGUCAAUCAAUACUUCACCAACAUUAUCCACGAAAUCCACAAUGACAAUCAAAAAAAUUGCGCUACUCAACGAUACGAAUACACUGUUGCAACAACAAAAUUUGUACAACCAACAACACCAACUGAAAUUGGAUCAAAUUGAAAAUUACGAAAAUUAUUUGGCCACUGAAACGGAACAACCACAACACUACCACCACGCACAACAACAAAAACAAUUGAAUUUUGAACAACUACAAUAUUAUUCCAUUCAGCCACCAAUACAAAGCAAAACUACCAACAAUACACAGCAGCAACAACAACAGCCACCCAAUAAUGGCCACAAGAAGGCCUAUCCGCCGCACAGCAGUAAAUUUCCGGUGACCAGCAGCAAUCCGAAUGGCAGCGCUACUCCGCCCGGCACCGGCGAGGAGUUCGAGUUGAUGGCCAUCGAUGGUAGUGGGCUGCUUCAGCGCGGCGGUUCCUCAUCCUAUUCGUCUUCCUAUGAAGAGUCGAUCAGCAAGAGUUCAUUCGACUCCAUUGCCUACUGUCAUUUACAUAACAAAAACAACAACAUUAACAGUCUCAACAACAACAGCAACAACAUAAACCAUAAUCACUACAACAACACGAGUAAUUCAUCCAACUCAUCAACGCCAUCAAAGCGUUGUGUUGGCGUCGGCGGUGUCGUCAGCGCAGAUAGCUCUGGAACGGGCUCAGCGUCCGGAUCGGGCGGCAUUGGCAGCUCAUUGAACAGCUCGGCCGGCUCGUCACCCAGCGCCAACGAUGCACCGCCGUUGAUUGAGGGCUUGGGCGGUGCGCCGCCUGAGUAUGAGUUGCUGCCACUGGCGAUGUGUAAGCAGGUGGCCGCUAGCCUACUGCAACCACCAGCGGGUAAGCACCGCGAGCUGCCCGUCGAUGUGCCGGACAGCUUCAUUGAGAUAGUAAAGACGCCGCCGCGCUAUCCGCCGCCACCACAUCUGUCUUCGCUCUCAUCGCAGAUAUCGUCAAAUUCGUCCAACUCGACGGCGAAUACCACACUGACGCACAUCAACUCAUCGUCGGCCUCCUCCUACAACAACAGCAGUAACAUCAACCACAGUCACAAUCAUACUAACGAUAACUCUUUUUCGCCCACGUGCUCCUCCAUCUCGGGUUCAUAUUCGGCUUUGGCAUCCGUUUCCGCCACGGCCUCGGCUGGUGUAUCGUUGUCGGCAUGUUCCCCGCUCUCCAUGGAUCCCAUUCAUCAUCAGUCAACGGCAACGACCACAAAGUCAACGUCCGGUGGAGGUUGCCAUCCACUGAAGCAAUUGGUUAAACAGAAGAGUCUGCUGUCACUGGGCUCGUUGGGCAGCUCUACUGAAAAAUUAGAUAAAUCAGCAGCAACGCAGCGUCAGCAACCACAACCGCAAGUGCCGUCGGGUGGUGGCAGCGGUGGCAUCAACGGCGGCACAAAUGCAGGCGACGGCUGCUUAAUGGUGGCGAGCUUGGUGGGCAAAGGUGGCAAGCCGUCAUCCAAGCGCAACAAUGAGUUGAAUGGUUCUGUGAAACCGGUUCCGCCACCGCGCGAUCACUUGCGCAUCGAAAAGGAUGGUCGCCUGAUAAAUCGCACGCCAGCGCCACAACUUCCAGACCGGCGUAUGGGUAGCAGCGGUGUAGGUGCGCCCCAGCAAAUUGCACAAAUUGUUGAACCGACACUGGAGCAACUGGACAGCAUCAAGAAGUAUCAGGAGCAAUUGCGUCGCCGGCGCGAAGAGGAAGAGCGCAUCGCGCAACAAAAUGAGUUUCUACGCAACAGUCUGCGCGGUUCACGGAAGCUCAAGGCGCUGCAGGACAACAAGGCAGCAGCACAACAGCAACCGGUUGCUGCGGAGCGUGUAACUGGUGUGGAGAAUGAGGCGUAUAUGGACGAUGAGGAGGUCGAAAAGAUCAAUGGCUACGGCGAGCUGAUCGCCGCGCUGACACGCUUGCAGAAUCAACUCACCAAAAAUGGCAUGUCCACACUUGCAGGCCGAGUGUCGGCUGCCCACAAUGUGCUGAGCGGCGCGGGUGUGGCUCAUGCGCUUGCUGCGCGCGCCGCGGUACUGCAGCGCCGUCGCCCACGGGUUGCCAACCCGGUUAGCGCAAAUGCUUCUACGCUACAAAAGGAUAUCGUGGAACUGCUGACGCAAUCGAAUACCGCCGCCGCCAUUGAGCUGGGUAAUUUGCUGACGAGUCAUGAAAUGGAGGGUCUGCUGUUAGCGCAUGAUCGCGUAGCGACACUCACCGAUGCCACGCCGUCACCAACGCUCAGCGGCACGAGCAGCCCACAGCAGACAUCAGCGGGUGCCAGUGUUGCGCCAGUACCGCUACCGAAGAGCGCAGCGGUGCGCGGCACAGCCGUGGCUCCACCUGUGGUGCCGCCGCCGCUAGCGCAGCGCAGUGCCAUGCCACUGCCGCCGAAUGUAGUGGGUGGAGCGGGGACACAGCACGCGCCGCCGCAACAUGGUGGCUUUAUGAAGCAACCGAUGCGCGCCGAUUCGCCGCCAUUGAGCGCCUGCUUCGGCACGCUCAACGAUCAGAACGACAACAUACGCAUCAUACAGAUUGAGAAGUCCACGGAACCGCUGGGCGCGACGGUGCGCAACGAGGGUGAGGCGGUCGUCAUUGGACGCAUAGUGCGUGGCGGAGCUGCCGAGAAGUCAGGGCUGCUGCACGAAGGCGACGAAAUACUCGAGGUGAACGGGCAAGAGCUGCGCGGCAAAACGGUAAACGAGGUGUGCGCUCUGCUAAGCUCCAUGCAGGGUACGCUGACCUUUCUUAUUGUGCCCGCGGGCAGUCCACCACCGGGCGGCGGCCAUCGCGAAAAUGCCGUGCUGCAUGUGCGCGCCCACUUCGACUACGACCCCGAAGAUGAUUUGUACAUACCAUGUCGCGAGCUCGGCAUCAGCUUCCAGAAAGGUGAUGUGCUACACGUGAUUUCGCGCGACGAUCCCAACUGGUGGCAGGCGUAUCGCGAAGGCGAAGAGGACCAAACGCUGGCCGGUCUCAUACCUAGUCAAUCGUUUCAGCAUCAGCGCGAGACCAUGAAGUUGGCCAUUGCCGAGGAGGCGGGGUUAGCGCGCAGUCGCGGCAAGGAUAGCAACAAGGGUGCGACGCUGCUGUGCGCGCGCAAGGGACGAAAGAAGAAGAAGAAGGCCAGCUCGGAAGCAGGUUAUCCGUUGUACGCAACGACGGCGCCCGAUGAAACGGACCCCGAGGAAAUACUCACCUACGAAGAGGUCGCCUUAUACUAUCCACGUGCCACACACAAACGGCCCAUUGUGCUGAUCGGGCCACCAAAUAUCGGACGUCACGAGCUGCGCCAGCGCCUGAUGGCCGACUCGGAUCGCUUCUCGGCGGCAGUGCCACAUACAUCACGUGCGCGCCGCGAAGGUGAAGUACCCGGCGUUGAUUAUCACUUCAUCACGCGCCAAGCCUUUGAGGCGGACAUACUGGCGCGCCGCUUCGUCGAACAUGGCGAAUACGAGAAGGCUUACUAUGGCACCUCGCUGGAGGCCAUACGUACAGUGGUGGCGAGCGGUAAAAUCUGUGUACUGAACCUCCAUCCACAGAGUUUGAAAUUGUUGCGCGCCUCCGAUUUGAAGCCGUAUGUGGUGCUGGUGGCGCCACCGAGUCUCGAUAAACUGCGGCAGAAGAAAAUCCGAAAUGGCGAACCGUUCAAGGAGGAGGAACUCAAAGACAUUAUAGCCACUGCACGCGACAUGGAGGCGCGCUGGGGUCAUCUCUUCGACAUGAUAAUCAUAAACAACGACACAGAUCGGGCAUAUCAACAGCUGCUGGCCGAGAUUAAUUCAUUGGAACGCGAACCACAAUGGGUGCCAGCCAGUUGGGUGCAUAACAAUCGAGACGAGUCAUAAAGUCGAGCUGAAAUAAAUAGAGUGCAAACGGAAUGGAAUUAAACGAGGCGGAAGUACGAGGUUAGGCAAUAAACAGGGAUAGGAAUAGGGGCAGGGUAAGGAAAUUAGAAGCAGCGAAAGUUAAUUUGAAAAGAGAAAUGAAGGCAAUGAGCGUCGCAGCGGCGAAGGAAAACUGUUCAUAGUAAUAUUGAGGUUGAAAUUGUUAUAUGAUUGCGGCUAAAGUCUGUGAAAGGUCGAUGAAAACUCGAGUUGCCAAAUGGCGGCUGCUUUGAGUGCUGAAAUAUCGAUUUCAAUAUUCAAUUCAAUUCAAUAUUUUUUGGUGGAUGAUUUUCAGUUUUAAUCAAUUUGCAUGUAUAUUUUUUUUUUUUGCUAAAAAACAUUCAUUUAGAUUUAAAAAAAAUUUGCAUUGCUCGCUUUUGUACUCCUUAGCUGCUUAUUUAUCUCUGGUUACGUAAGCUUUUAAAAUGUCCUUAAAUUUCUCGCGAUUGUUUUUUGAUUUUAACCGAAAUUUCGCCCACACUGCGACACUGUGCCUCGCCGCUUCGUAUAGGUUUCUAGCAUAGUACAGGAUUUUGCCAGGCAAAAGUGGCUGCAGAUGCUUUAUUUCCAAGCAAAAAUGCAAUAAUUACUACAUAUAUUUACAUACAUACACUUAUACUUAUUUACUUAGACAUACAGUAUACUACAUACAUAUACAUAUUUACAUAGACCCACUCACACAGAAACAUAUGUAUGUAUAUGUAACUUGUUGAUUUAAUUGAUAAAAUUUUACACUUAAUUUGGAAUUUUCCGCGUCAGACUGGGGCGUUGAGGGCGUUGAAAAAAAAUAAUAAAUAAAAAAUAACAAUAAUAAGAAAAGUGGGAAAAUUUAUUGAUGAUAAGGCAACUAACUGUGCUUUAUAUCUAAUAUCUUUUAUAAAAGAAAACAAUAUCGCUACCUAAAGGUGAAAAGGUGCCAAGUCCACUUUUUUCAAAACUACAUCGAUUUUUCGUCUCUCCUAAACAAUUUCAAAAAAAAAAAGGAUUUGGCGCCUUGUCACGUUUAAGUAACGAUAUUUUAUUGAAAAUUUAUUACAAAAAAUGAGUUGUUUUCGUUUUAAGUGUAAUAUAAAAAUUAGUGGCCCUUUUCAUAAAAAUUCAAAAAAUUGUAACUGCUGCUUAUAAAAAAGAUCGAUCAAAUUAGGUCAUUUGAAUUUUUUAUGAAUUUGGCUAUUAAAAACUUUAAAAUACCAAGUCUAACAGAGUAUCACAAAAUAGUUUUAAUUUACGUUAUGUUAUAAAAUAUUGUUCUACAUAAUAUAUAUAUAUAUAUGUAUAUGCAUGUGUACUAAAUCCGAGAAAUUCCUUAAUUGCAAAAUGUGUGUAAAUUUGUUAAUUUAAAUUUGAUUGUUUACCUUUAUCUUUUCGCGCGUAAAAAGUAGUUGCAAACAGAAUUAUGAGAAGAAAUAAUACCUUAAUAUAUAAAAUUAAAAAAAAGGCCAAAAAAAAAUUUGGCUUUUUAAAGCAGUUUUGUAAAUUAGUACCUAUUUUAAGAAAAAAAAAUGAAUUUUGUAAAAAAUCGACUAGCUAAAUGCAUGUAAAAAAGAACUAAAAGAACUAGGGGAGAAACUAAGCAAAUUCCAAAAACAACAAACAACAUUUCUAGCAGCUGCUGGCCAAACGAGCAACGAUUUCAAUGGUUUUGCGCUGAAGUGCUGGAAUUGAAAACAAAAAA
Rhagoletis pomonella (apple maggot) is the source of this 5592-nucleotide messenger RNA. RefSeq lists its product as uncharacterized. The coding region runs from base 45 to 3878 and encodes 1277 amino acids. The transcript is spliced from 8 exons. NCBI's taxonomy places the organism in Eukaryota, Metazoa, Arthropoda, Insecta, Diptera, Tephritidae. Gene Ontology annotation, biological process: morphogenesis of an epithelial sheet; generation of neurons; protein localization to plasma membrane. Gene Ontology annotation, cellular component: plasma membrane; adherens junction. The record is from RefSeq and is a predicted model, not a curated record. Gene Ontology annotation, molecular function: protein binding.